Molecule: messenger RNA, 617 nt
Organism: Pomacea canaliculata
Lineage: Eukaryota; Metazoa; Mollusca; Gastropoda; Architaenioglossa; Ampullariidae
Exons: 6
Coding region: 204-599 (131 amino acids)
Molecular function (GO): calcium ion binding
Source: RefSeq, a predicted model, not a curated record
CAUCCAUCUGCAAGUAGACUGGUACACCUGUCCAAAUACAUUGUUUCCACAGAGUUAGCUCACACAGUUCUCAAUAAUUCUAUAAAGGCCGCACUGGGUACCUCGUCUGUGUUAAACACAAACCUGAACGGAGAAUAGAGUAAACAUAAUUUGCAGAUUACACAAUCACUUAAGAACUUGAGGAUUGAACAACUUUUUUCGUGAUGAAGUUGAUCAUCUUUCUCAGUCUUGUGGCUGCUGUUCUUGGCAAUGACGCCACUAUAGCCAUCGAAAUGUUCACGGCUAUAGACAUAAACAGUGAUAGAGCUAUUCUGCUUGAUGAAAUGAUGACCUGCUUUAACAACGAUGACGUAAACGCCGAUGGAUUUUUGAGCCUUCAAGAAUUCACCGCUGGGAAACAUCCUGGGGCUCCUCCUCUUGACAUCGAAGACGCUUUCAAAUUCUUUGACAAGAGAGACAAGCAGGAAGACGACAGGCUAGAUCGAUCUGCGGCUGUCUUUCUUUUCAUCGGCCUGGACACUAACGAAAACGGUGUAAUUUCGCUUGAAGAAUUCAUAAAAAAUUAUGAAAAGCUCUUCGCAGAUGAUGAAGAAAAUUAAAAUUAAAAUUUAGUUUCU